Messenger RNA from Gordionus sp. m RMFG-2023, 2138 nucleotides. Its product is annotated as integrator complex subunit 5-like protein. Lineage: Eukaryota; Metazoa; Nematomorpha; Gordioida; Chordodea; Parachordodidae. The record is from RefSeq and is a predicted model, not a curated record. The transcript is spliced from 2 exons. Bases 147 to 2138 code for a protein of 663 amino acids.
AAAAUGAUGCGACUAGUGUGUUUUGCACGUGUUAUCAUGUGGACUUAUCCAUUUGGAAUAAUGCCGUAUUCUUAAUUAGAAAAUACCAUUUUUUUUAAAAAAAAACACAAAAGAGAUAAACUCUACAGGAUAGUUAUUACUUUACUAUGAACAAAUUUCCCUCUAACAACAACACCACAAAGUCUUCACUCUACCAAAAUAACCUUAACGCGACUUCAUCUUUCGCUUUAUUUACCUCAAAACCUAACUUAUUUAAACAAUUAGACAAUUUUGCCAAAAGAAUAAAAUGCCGAUACUUAACCAAAACCAACAGAUCUUAUACAGAUUUGAGAUUUCCUAUCAAAGACGAAAUUAUUUUAGCCAGAACUCGUAAUGGUAUAUCUGAGAAUUUAAAGCCCUGUACCAAAUCACCUCGCGAUAAUCAUGGGGGAAAAAGCGAUGGUUGGAAAUCUGCUUCUAUAUAUAAUAAUAAUAAUAAUGAUAAUAAUAAUCAAUAUAAGGGUAUAAUAUUUAAAGAAUCUAGAUUAGAUAUAAUCAAUGGCCCAUAUAUCGGAGUAAAAUCAGCCAAGACUAUAAUCGAGGAAGGUAAAACUCGGGAGCAAUAUUCUCCUCCAUUCCUCGAUACAAAUACUAAAAAUUCAUCACUUAAUAAUUUAUAUGAUAAUGAUACCAUUAUAAACAAUUUACCCGAUUCUAUCAGCGAAACGCAAAAAUUUGCAGAAAAUGAAAAGAUAAAGGACAAGGAAAACGAGGGUUGGUUCAAAGGGCUCUCUAGCAAAACAAUAAGGGAAAAUAGUGAUGGGUCAAGUAAUUUCGAUUCCUUUAACUACGAAUAUAGACAUGCCAAAAGCGACUCCUUUCAGAACCACGUACUCGAUCCUAAAAAUGUCGAUGGUAGUCAAAUUACAAGUGUGCCUAGUUUAUACCUCCUAAAAAGUUCGCUAGCUGCAUCCGAUAAUCAUCAAACAUCACAAACGAUCGAAAGUAAGAACUCAUUUUUGAAUCCGUACUUCCUGAACGGACAUUUGAUUCGUGUUUCCAAUUUUUUGUACGUGGGAGACUUAGAAGCAGCCUACUGCGAACAAGUGCUCUGCAAAUUAAAUAUAGAAGGCUUAGUCGAUGUAAGUGGAAUGAGCGAGAAAGAAGCUGGUAUAUAUCUGAAUAAAAAAAUAGGCUGGGGCUCCACAAUUUUUAAAACUUGUACCUGCGCAAGAGAAACGUCUCAUGUUAGAGCUAAAUUAAAGGUCAAUUUAUUGACGGAAUUAGCCAUACCACCCAAUUCUACAAAACCAUUCAAUUCAAAUAACUAUAACAUGGAUAAUAACAUUAAUGAUAAUGUAAAUAUUUUAGAUAGAGGAACAACCAAUAAUAAAAAAUUAAACAUUAGAAAUAAUAAUCAUGAAAGUUUAGAGGGAAGUCAAUUGAUUGGCAAAACUCAAACAAAGGGAAAAGUUCCUAUGGUUGACCACGUAUCCUUUUUCGAAGAAAUCAAUAAAUUUUUAGAUCAUUACAGACAAACGGGUAAAAGAAUCUUACUUUUUUGCGAAGCUGGCAAGGCAGGAGGUGCCUCUACUGUGGUUGUCAUUCAGUAUUUGAUGAGAGAAAGUGGACUUCCCUUGAGGCGAUGUUAUGGUAUUAUAAAAAGACUUUACGGAGAUGCAUCUAAUAUAAUGAAGUUAGAAAACAGUUUACAAGUAGCAUUGUUUAAAUAUGAAAGAUAUUUGUAUAAAAUCAGUAAUAGAACUAGUCAGCUUGAUAAAUACUUUCUCUACGAUUCUUUAUAUACUACAAAUAAUACGAAUAUGAAAUUCAAUAAUAAACGACAAAAUUGUAAUCUAAACCCCACCGAUAAUUGUAAAGAUGAUAAUAAUGCAAUUGAAAAUUCAGAAUCUUAUAACGAAUUAGAUUCUAUUGCUAUCAAUAAUAAUUACUCUUCUACUAAUAAAGAUAUCCCUUACCAACAUGUAUUAAAAAAAUUAGAUAACAACACCGUAGAUGCAAAUAUUUUGAUUGACAGAAAAACUCUGCUUCAGCGAAGAAUAACACGAAACGCUAUUUUGCGUGGUCAAGACAUACGUAAAAGAUCCAUCAUGACUCUAGAAGAUAGCGGCUGUUGUUUUAUUGAAGAAGAUAAUUAA